AUCAGGGUUAAAUCACGCAAAACGCCCGAAAAAGUGUUGGAAAACGCAGCAAAAACAACAGUUAUUUAAUCUUUUAACAUCUAGCCAAUCAAACCGCAAUGCUAAGAUUACCACUCCUUAACUCCCGGUUGAGUCUAUAACGUAAAUAACAUAACUCUGAUUUUUUAAAGAAGUGUGGGAAAACGACACUUCAUUUUGAAUUUGAAUUUUUGAACAGUGACCAAAAAUAUACGAAAAUCACUUGUUAACCACCACUUGAUAAAUCUGGUAUCCGUAUAUCCAUUACAUGCAUAAACAAAUAUUACUCGAUAUCUAGCAGUUACUUUUUGACUUUGGAGUAGAUAAACUUAAGGGUUUUCACGUUAACAUAAAGUAAUUUAGUGUCAGUAAUUAAUGGAUCUGGGGUUCUUUUAGCACUCCUAAAUAAAUAAAAAUAAGUCUUCGAAUAAUGAGAAAUUACUUUUUUUUUUACUUUUGACUCAAUCUCUCGAAUUUGGUUUGGUCCAAUGCCCAACCGAGUGUUAUACAUUGUAAUUGCAGUGAACAUUAAAAAAUAUUUGAUUGGCUACCCUCUAUAACAUUUUCACUGUAUUUUCACUGUUCUCAGUCAUUCGAAAGCUUCGUGGAAUGCUGAUCAAAACGUUCACUCGAGCAAUUGAAGUAAAGCUACCUUUCUAUGAUCAGGUCCACACGCAUGAUCAGUAUACUUUCAGCAUCAAUACUGUUCAGAACAGGUUUUUUCAUAACUCACAGCUCAAAUUAUCCUUUAAUAACAAAUAUCUAAAGAAAUCAGAAAUCUUAUUAACAAUGACGUCUGAUACAUUUAAAAAAAAUCGCGCCUGGCUGUUGGUCGCUCUCUUAACGUUAUUGAUGCCGACCAUUCUCUUCAUUUCGGUGUUGAUAUAUUUCUACGAUAAUUAUGUGCGAAAUAGAGUGUGCAAGAAUAUUGCCGGCGACGUGGCUGUGGUCACCGGUGCAGCAGGUGGUCUGGGUCACCGGUGCAGCAGGUGGUCUGGGUAAAUGUAUCGCUGCAGAAUUGGCCGCUAAGGGAUGUCAUGUCGCUGUAUGUGAUAUCAAUUUCGAUUUGGCCGUGACGACAUCAAAGGAAAUUGCCAAUAAAUAUGGUGUCAAGUCAAAAGCCUAUAAAGUAGAUGUCACUAAAUACGACGAGAUUGUGGAACUCAAUGAGAAACUAACCCACGACAUUGGCGCCGCUACUAUACUCGUGAAUAAUGCAGGGUUGCUGACACAUACAGACCAGUUAAAUCCCACAGUUCCAGAAAUUGAGUUGAUGGUUAAAGUCAAUUACUUGUCACACUUCCUGACAAAUCGCGUGUUUUUACCAAAUAUGAAGCAAGCCAAGCGGGGCCAUAUUGUGGCUAUUUGCUCAAUAACUGGUUUACUCACGGUGACACGAUCAGAGCCUUACUGUAGUGCAAAGACCGCUGUACGCACCCUCAUGCGUGUAUUGCGCGCCGAGCUGAGGCUAUAUGGUAUUACAGGUAUUGGCGUGACCACAGUAUAUCCGCCAUUUCUGACAACUCAUGCCGGUAUGGUAAAGAAUGUCCGCAAUAGUGGUUAUGCCAAAUUGUAUCCGUUGUUAAAGGGUGAAAAGAUGGCGCAAAGAAUUGUGCAUGGUAUGUUGCGUGGAGAAGUGGAGAUCGGGGUGCCCGGAUUCGUUAUGAUCGUCUAUCGUUUUAUAGCAAUUUUGCCGUCAAUUGUACAGGAUGGGUUUGCUCACGCACUUGCAGCAUUAAAAAACUAUUAAGAUUUUUGUAUUGUCUUAUUUUAUAAAGAUAGUUUAUCACAACAAAUAAAUGCGCACCAUGCUACGGAAGCUCAUGGAA
Zeugodacus cucurbitae (melon fly) is the source of this 1847-nucleotide messenger RNA. RefSeq names its product estradiol 17-beta-dehydrogenase 11. NCBI's taxonomy places the organism in Eukaryota, Metazoa, Arthropoda, Insecta, Diptera, Tephritidae. The record is from RefSeq and is a predicted model, not a curated record. Gene Ontology annotation, molecular function: oxidoreductase activity, acting on the CH-OH group of donors, NAD or NADP as acceptor. The coding region runs from base 920 to 1768 and encodes 282 amino acids. The transcript has 7 exons. Gene Ontology annotation, cellular component: lipid droplet.